AUGACCGACGAGCUGCUUCGGUCCUCCGCCUCGGAGCCGUCCAUCUUUGGCGAUGACGACAACGACCCGUUCUCUGCAUCAUCGAGCUCCACCUCUGCCUCUUCUGGGUCUGGGUCUGGGUCUGGGUCGAGCAGCAAGGCCAAGCAGCAGCAGCAGGCCAAUCCAUUCUCAUUCAAGAACUUCACUCCCGGCGCUGCUGCUGCUGCUGCUUCCCAGGUCGCUGCCCCCGUGCCCACCGCACAGAGCACUGCCGCACAGGCCACCAUGAGCAUGAGCGGAUCCUCGAGCGGCGGCGAGGCUGCUGCCCAGUGGACCAGCAAGCAGCCAAAUCCAUUCUCAUUCAAGAAUUUCAGCACUCCAUCGCCAGCGUCGUCGGCCGCUGCGGUUGGGAUGGGCAUGGCCACGCAAGACGUCCCGCUGCUGCCAGAGCUGCCCAGUGGAGGGUCGAGCGGCCACGCAAGCUCAAGUAGUAACGGUGCUCCGCGCCCCAAAUCGACCGCUUCCGCACCACCCGCGAUGGCGACUGCUGCCGUGAACAAUGCUAUGGCCCACAGCGAAGUCGUAUUGCCACCGAUUGGCGGCGGGUCGUCGAGCGCUAGUGCCGGACUGGACUUGCCAGAGGUCUUUUCGUCGUACAGCUCAACAUCAUCCAGCAGCAGCAGCAGCGGGAGCGCGUCGGCUGCAUCCCUGAUGUCCAAGGCCAAUGGAAGUGCACUGGAUCUGGCCACUCAGCUCGCAGCCGCCCUCAGCCGGAUUGCGCAACUGGAGCAAGAGGUUGCGACACACACACCAGAACGAGAGCGGCUUGCGGCUGUCGAAGCCAAACUCAAUCUUGCCAAGCAGAAUUUCAAGGCUUACCGCGCCAAAGAGGCCGAGGAAACCAAAGCGCUCGAGAACAUGGUGCAUAUGGUUGAGCAGAAUCUCGAAGCCGCCAACGCUCGCGCAGUCAAGGCAGAAGCCAAGAUUGAGCGCCUGAAAGGCGAAUUGAAGGUCGCCCAGCUCCAAGCGCAAAUGAACCAAACAGACCCGACAGCGCAAGCCUUCAUUCUAGACAUCAAGACCAAAGCCAACUAUGCUUCCAAUCAGCUCACCAAGGCCGCAACGGACGCCGAAGUGGCCAUGCGACAGCUAUAUACCGGAGUCGAGACUCUGCGCUCCAUCUCAGACGUACUCAUGUCGCUUGGCAAAAUUGCCGCUGCACCAGCUCAAUGA
Capsaspora owczarzaki ATCC 30864 is the source of this 1212-nucleotide messenger RNA. RefSeq lists its product as hypothetical. The record is from RefSeq and is a predicted model, not a curated record. NCBI's taxonomy places the organism in Eukaryota, Filasterea, Ministeriida, Capsasporidae. The coding region runs from base 1 to 1212 and encodes 403 amino acids. Gene Ontology annotation, biological process: positive regulation of cilium assembly; positive regulation of protein localization to cilium; regulation of cytokinesis. Gene Ontology annotation, cellular component: early endosome; midbody; recycling endosome. The transcript is spliced from 2 exons.